Molecule: messenger RNA, 999 nt
Organism: Portunus trituberculatus (swimming crab)
Lineage: Eukaryota; Metazoa; Arthropoda; Malacostraca; Decapoda; Portunidae
Product: female protein-like
Exons: 7
Coding region: 1-999 (332 amino acids)
Source: RefSeq, a predicted model, not a curated record
AUGUCUGCGGUAGUGAUGGUGGUGGUGGUGGUGAUGGUGGUGGUGGAGGGCCAAAUACCAGGUCCCUCCAGCAGCAGAGUAAUGGUGCUACAGGAGGAGGGAAAGCCAUCAGAUCGCACAUACUCGCGCCUGCUCACCCCGUUCCCUGCCCUGCCUGCUUCCUUCACCCUCUGCUAUCGCCUGCUUCUUUAUCGCUAUCGUGAGGAAGGGACACUCUUAUCCUAUGCCUUAGAUAAUAGACGGGAUAACCACUUACGGAUUGACCACAGGCUGGGCGGUGUAUGGGCAGCGGUAUCCGGCGCAUGGGUCAACACACACGUCACCACGCCAGUCAGGCAAUGGACACACGUCUGUCUGUCUAUACACGCCUCGAGAAACUGGACACUGUAUUUAGACGGCGUGGCGCGGGAGGAGGGCGUGGUGGUGAAGGAGGAGGAGGAGGAGGAGCAGGAGCAGGAGGAGGAGGAGGUGUAUGCUGCUGUAGGAGUUGAAGGUGGUGGCGUUCUGAUUGUGGGGCAGGAGCAGGACACACUUGGGGGCGGCUUUCACAGUGACCAGAGCUUCAGCGGAGAAUUUACAGAAUUUAAUAUCUGGAGGGGCGUGAUGGAUCCUGAAGGCGUGUACCGGAUCGGAACAUGCGGCGCCUUCGAGGAGGGGGACGUGUUGGCGUGGGCGCGGCAGUCGUGGCAGGUGCUGGGGGGCGUGGCGUGGGAGAGCCGCCCACGCCCACACCUCUGCAACACCACAACAAGGCAAAUGAUCUUCUUUCCUGAGAGAGUCACCCUUUCAGAAGCCGCCAUCUUGUGUGAGGUAGCCGGGGGGCGCGUUGGGGUGCCCGCGUCCCCCCAAGAGAACACCCUUCUGUACCAAGCGUCCCUGCCCGCCGCCCAGUACUGCUCGGGGUGGCGCUCCCUCCUACCUAUGGCUGGGCGCCCACGACUCCACACAGGAACCAGGCUUGGAGUUACACUGGGCACCCGGAAACAGAGGCGGCCAUGA